Schistocerca americana (American grasshopper) is the source of this 1822-nucleotide messenger RNA. RefSeq names its product sialin-like. Gene Ontology annotation, molecular function: transmembrane transporter activity. Lineage: Eukaryota; Metazoa; Arthropoda; Insecta; Orthoptera; Acrididae. Bases 272 to 1822 code for a protein of 516 amino acids. Gene Ontology annotation, biological process: monoatomic anion transport; transmembrane transport. The record is from RefSeq and is a predicted model, not a curated record. The transcript is spliced from 10 exons.
CACUCGCAACCGACCGCGCACACGGAUCCGCGAUGCUUCCUUAGUCGCCGCUGCCGACGUCGGACUCAGUUGCAGCCCUGCUUCCCGCCUAGUCUCUUCUGGUUUCACCGUGCCGGGGAUCCUCAGCAGCAUUUCGUUGUUAUUCUCUGUUCACGCAGCCACGAAUCGACAACACAAAACCUCCUUACAAGAGGAGGGCCGUGCCGUCCACCUUAUCCCUACAAGAUCUGGUGUAGAAUUUAGAGUUAGAUUAAACCCUGUGUCGUAAAACAUGACAUCAAAUUCAUCGAAUAUGAAUAGUGCUGGAACUCGUGAUCUGUCUCCUCGCACGGACGUCGACGUCGAGGAUACCACAGACAAGCUGAAGGCGCGCUACAUCUUCGGCGGCCUGGGCAUGUGCGGCAUCGCCAUCGGCUACGCGCUGCGGGUGAACCUGUCGGUGGCCAUCGUGACCAUGGUCAACUACACGGCCAUCCAGUCCGGCACCACCGAGCAGGACAGCGGGGUCUACGCAGAGGGCACGUGCUUCGCUGGCGAGAAUGUCACCACUCAAAAGACGGAGGACGGCGAGUUCGCUUGGGACGAGGCGCGGCAGGGCUACAUCCUGGCGGGCUUCUUCUACGGCUACGCGGUGGGGCAGCUGCCGGGCGGCCUGCUGGCCGAGCGCUUCGGCGGCAAGCUGGUGUUCGGGCUGGGCAACUUCAUCACCGCCGUGCUCACCGUAGUCAGCCCGUUCGCCGCCUGGCUCAACGACGACCUCUUUUUCGCCGUGCGUGUCCUCGAGGGGCUGGCCGAGGGAGUGACAUUCCCUGCGGUGCAGUUCAUGAUUUCUAAGUGGGCGCCCCCUCAAGAGCGAAGCAGGUUCUCCAUAAUCUUUUCUGGAGGGUACCUGGGCACGGUGAUCACGAUGCCGGUGUCGGGCCUGCUGUGCAGCACGAGCGUCGGCUGGCCGCUCGUCUUCUACGUGUUCGGCGGCAUCGGCAUCCUCUGGUACAUCCCGUGGCUGUUCCUCGUGUACGACACGCCGGCCAAGCACCCGCGCAUCGACCCCGCGGAGCGGCGCUACAUCGAGGCUUCGCUGGGCAAGGUGCCCGCCAAGAGGAAGCUGCCCAUCCCGUGGAAGAGGCUGCUGUCGACCCCCGGGCUGUGGGCGUGUGCCUCUAUGCACCUGGGCAUCGGCUGGGGUUUCUUCACGCUGCUCACCAGCGGGCCCACCUACCUCGCCAACAUCCUGCACUUCGACAUCUCCAGCAACUCUGCGCUGUCGGCGGUUCCGUACAUCGUGGGAGGUCUGGGCAGCGUCGUCUACAGCGGUAUCCUCGACUACCUCAUCACGAGCGGCAAGGUGUCCAAGAUCAACGGCUACCGCAUCUUCAACGGCAUCACCGCUGUGCCGCCGGCGCUGAUGCUGAUCGUGAUCACGCUGGUGGGCUGUGACGUGGCGGGCAUCAUCGUCCUCCUCGCCAUCAACGGUCUGUGCAUGGGCGCGCAGUACACGGGCAACUCCAUGAACCUGCUCGCCAUCGCGCCCAACUUUUCGGGCACCAUGCUCGGCAUCUCUAACACGUUCGCAAACGCCGCUGGCAUCUUGGCACCGUACGUCGUGGGAUGGCUGACGAAUGGCAACCAAACGCGGACGGCGUGGAAUACUGUGUUCUACAUCUCAGCGGGAAUCGGCCUCGUCACGUACGCCCUGUAUGUGGUGCUCGCCACGGACAAAGUGCAGCCAUGGAACGAUCCGCCCCAGGAGGAAGAGUCCAGAGAGGAAGGAAAACAACAGAAUGGACUUGACAACCCCGUCUUCGAGACAGAGCGAUUCUAA